GAAGACGCUCCGCCCAUUUAUCUUGACCCACGUGUGUGCAGGAGUGUGUUGAUAUUUUUAUUAGUACAUUAAUGUUUUAGGGUGCCUGUUUUGGCGCAAUUACAGCUGACAGAUCAGUUUAGUCUUCGACAUGGAUCUCGCCUCCAAGGACUCGUACAUCCAGAAACUUGCAAGCAAAGUCUUUUCUCAACGAGACCAGGAGCCAAAGAAGAGACCGUUUGCUCAUUUCAAGGGUAAAAGUGACCCUGGUGCCCCAGAGAAGAAGAAAAGGUGUAAAAAGAAACAUUUCAAAGAGAAAGGCAAUGAUGGGAGGACACCUACUCCUAAACCCCAGCAGAAACCAACUCAGAAACACCCAGCUGCUGCCAAACAAAAUGGGUCCGGAGCUGAGAAUGUAAAUAGAGCUACAGCACAGACACAUAAAGGAAGAAAUGUUGAAUCCAACUUCUCUGCAGUGGAUGUUCUACGCAAGAAACUACAUGAAAAGAUUGAAGAGUCCAGAGGGCAGGGAGCCCCAAAGGAUGCAUCUUCUGAGGCGGUCCAGGCAAAGCGAGCGAAACGAAAGCUGGAACGGGAGCGCAAGAAGAGGAAGAGGAAAGAAUUUCGGAUGAAGAAACUGGCAGAAAAAAGUGGCCAAGAGUUGCUGCCAGAGACAAAACAGGAAGAACAACAGGCUCCUGCUGCCAGCAAAAGAAAUGAAACUGCCUUUGUCUACAACAAGGUGGAGACAGUGGAAGAGGGUUAUGUAGACAAAAUGCUGAAAAAGAAGAUGAAGAAACAAAGCAUCAAGGGGCAGUUAACACCACUGACAGGGAAGAACUACAAGCAGCUGCUCAGUCGUGUGGAAGCCCGCAAAGCAAAGCUGGAUCAGCUGAGAGAGAAAGAUGAGGGGAAGGCCAAAGAGAUGCAGGAAAAGAUGAGGUGGACCAACAUGCUUUAUAAAGCAGAGGGUAUCAAAAUCAAAGAUGAUGAGGACAUGCUACGCACUGCGCUGAAGAGGAAGGAGAAGAUGCGUGCUCAGAGGAAGAAGAGGUGGAACAAGCGUAGUGAGAAUGUCACUGAGAAGAUGCAGCAGCGACAAGACAAGAGACGAAAGAACAUCCAGAAACGCAAUCAAGUGAAAACUGAGAAGAAGAAAGAUAGGGCACGGAAAAAAGGCAGAGUGCUGCCCGAGGACUUGAAAAAAGCUGCAGUUUAGAGGAAGGAGUUAGUGUCAUGUGAUGUUAAACAACAAGGCAGUGUCCAACCGAGUAAAGUCUCUUUGUGGCUGUGUGGUUCAUUAGAUGAAUGUGAUAUUGCUCUUGCAAAAACUGUACUUUGUUUCCUGUCCAGGCGUAAUAUAAUGUGUUAUGGUCAAUUAAAUAUGAUCAUUCAUUAUAAUGAACACAAAUGUCAGCUUGUCUUGUACAGUUUGUUUUAUUUUAUGAAUAUCAAACCUGUUGCUAUGUCUUCUGAAGGAAUCGUUUGUUGUUAGCUUAUUCGCUUUUUAGCUAAGUGUUAAUUGACAAGAUUGAGCACUCGUGUUUUUAUGCUAAAUAUGAAGCAAAUACACAAUAAGUAGCUUUUAGAGUCGAGAGAAGUUGUCAGUUGGUCAUCUGCAUUUUGAUACAGCUUAACAUAAAGACUUGAAAAUGGGGAAAGUACUAUCGUAGCUCUAUCUAAAGCUACCAAAUACCACUUGCCAGUAGUGCUGGAAGAAGUGUUCGGGUCUCCACACAAGGGGAAAUACCCAAUGAAAAGUUGCCUUCAAGCAUCAUAUGUAAAAUGUACUUAAAGUAAAAUGAACUGUUUUGCAGAAACAUAGCCGUUGACUGGCACAUUAUCAUACAUUACAUUAUUUGAAUGUUAAAAUUCAGUGCAUCAGUAUAUUAGCAGUAUUGUGUUGUUGCAGCUACUUGAGGGUAAAAUUACCUGAUACACAGUUGGCUAGUUUUAAUCUAGGCCUAUGUUGGCACAUGCACAACACAGCAAAAGCUUAACAAAAGCACAUGAACUCGGCAGCUACAGCCCAAGAUGAGCCCAUCUUCAUUACAACCGAGCUGUAACUAUCCCACUCCGAAGGCAAAAUGAAAACAUCCUCACACCACAGCAGUAUGUAAAUCAAUUGUGAAAUAAUGCGCUCUCUUUUCCAGUGAGUUAAACAGCUAUUAAAUGUAACACAGAUCAAUUCACUGUGCCACAGACCUAGUCUCAUUUAAACCUAAGUCAUUCAGAUUCCUGUGUCAAAUGUAUUCAAAUUCAACAUCAGACAUGCAGGCAGAUCUUGCUGCUGUAGUACAUACAGUAACACUGUAUAAACCAUUUCUCCUCCUGCAUGCUUGGUUCUAGACGGAAGGAGCAGGGGGCUGGGGUGUACUGGAAGGUUGAGGUGUAUUAUAGGGGUGCAGCAGAUAUUUCCAGGACAAUUUAAUGAGGAUCAGAGUGAGAACAAUUGAUCCACAACUUUACUGUGUCAUCUGUGAAACAUCCUGCAGACAGACUGAACAGGAGAGACGAUUUACUCAACACCUGUGUACUGUUUGGUCUGUUUUAAAGUCUAGUCACAUUUGGUAUUUCUGCUGAAACUCAGCUCCAUCUGUUACAUUUCACUUUAUGUGGGUCUGUGAAGCUCAUUUUUUGUCAACCAUAUUACAAC
Molecule: messenger RNA, 2635 nt
Organism: Monopterus albus (swamp eel)
Lineage: Eukaryota; Metazoa; Chordata; Actinopteri; Synbranchiformes; Synbranchidae
Gene: surf6
Product: surfeit 6
Exons: 4
Coding region: 131-1198 (355 amino acids)
Biological process (GO): ribosomal small subunit biogenesis; ribosomal large subunit biogenesis
Cellular component (GO): nucleolus
Molecular function (GO): DNA binding; RNA binding
Source: RefSeq, a predicted model, not a curated record